Molecule: messenger RNA, 1737 nt
Organism: Lathyrus sativus (Indian pea)
Lineage: Eukaryota; Viridiplantae; Streptophyta; Magnoliopsida; Fabales; Fabaceae
Source: the annotation of a GenBank genome assembly
AUGGUAACCGUUUCGCUUCUGCAUAAUCUAAACCUCAUCAACCCUUUCUCCCACCAAAACCCUAUUUUCUCCCACCAAAACCCUAUUUCUUCACUCUCUUUCAAACCUUCAAUUCUCCGCUGUUCAAAUUCCGCUAAUGUUCCCGCUCCUUCUCCGUAUCCUCCCAUUCGCACCAGUCACCGCACAAAAAUCGAAGCGCAACUUGCCCUACGCGAUUACCUUUACUACACUCGAUCUUACACUUUCAUCGACGCAGAUUUCAUCGCAAAAAACUCUCCACAUUUCAUCCGUGAACUUAUCACCGGAGUCACAUUCAACAACAGUGACGAUGAUUUUUCUCGGGAUCUCGAAAGGUACCUUAUGUAUAACCCUAUUAAUGAAUUUGAACCGUUUUUAGAGAGUAUAGGGAUUAAACACCGUGAAUUGAAGUUAUUUUUGCCUGAAGACUUGAUUUUUCUGAGUGAUGAUAGUGUUUUGGUUGAUAAUUUUCAUGUUUUGUUUAACCUCGGGGUUCCGAGGAAUAGAAUGGGGAAAAUUUAUAAAGAAGCAAGAGAGGUUUUUGGGUAUGAGAGUGGAGUUUUGUUGAAGAAAUUUGAAAAGUAUGAGAAUUUGGGUUUGAGUAAAUCAUCUCUUGUCAAGCUGUUUGUUUGUUGUCCGUUGCUUUUACUCGGCGACGACGUUGAUCCUCAAUUUGUUGUUGUUCUCGAUUGGUUGAAAAGAAGUGGGAUUGAAAGCGAAUGGUUUGUGAGUUGUAUGUGUCCUUCAAGAACAUAUAUAUGGAAAACGAUUAUUGAUACUAUAGAGUUUUUUCAUCAAGGGGGAUUUUCUGAGAAAGAAAUGUAUGAUUUGUUUAAGGCGAAUCCUAUAUUGUUGGAGGGUUUAGGAAAGAAGACAUAUUCGGUUAUAGGUCGGUUGAUUAAGUCGGGUCUUGACGUGAAUGAGGUUUGUUCUUGUUUCAAAGAGCAUCCUGAUGUAUUGUCAUUUCCGCGUAUGGAAAAUUUGUCGACUGUGAUUUCUUUUAUGUAUCAUAUUCGAAUGGAUGAAGAUGCUAUUGCUCAUGUUUUGUAUAACUACAUGCAUCUCCUUAGCAAACAUUUGAUAAAAGGUCAUAAAGCUAUGUCUAGAGAGUUACGAGUGGGAACGGAUAAUUUAUGUCAAAUGAUACAUGAUGAUCCAUUACAAUUUUUUAGUUUGGCUUUAAAACCGAAACAGAAGAGAGAUGUAAAUGAAUUCUACUAUGACCCGCGGAAGCAUAUGGAGAAAAGAACUUUCUUGCGGAAUCUGGGGUAUACCGAUAACUCCGAGGAGAUGGAAAUAGCUAUGAAGAUGUUUAAAGGGAAUGGUACUAAGUUACUAGAAAGAUUUGAUUGCUUGGUUGAAGCUGGUUUGGAAUAUAACACCGUAGUUGGAAUGGUAAAGCGACUUCCUGGAAUUCUAAACAGUAGUAAAACUGUAAUGCAAAAAAAGAUUGAUUUCUUAAAAAACUCAUUAGGUUACCCAAUAGAAAGUCUUGCGGAAUAUCCAACAUAUUUUUUGCAUGAUUUGGAUAAAAUUUUUGCAAGAUUUGCAAUGUAUGAGUGGUUGAAGAAGAGGAGUGCAAUAAAUUGUGAGUUAUCCUUGAGUACCAUAAUUUCAACUACUGAGAAACGGUUUCUAGAACACUUUGUGAAUGCUCAUCCUGAAGGGCCAGCGGCUUGGGAGACUAUAAAUAGUUUAUCUAACAAAUUUAAGAAUUAA